Rhodamnia argentea is the source of this 3416-nucleotide messenger RNA. RefSeq names its product U-box domain-containing protein 5-like. Gene Ontology annotation, cellular component: cytoplasm; nucleus. The transcript is spliced from 5 exons. Lineage: Eukaryota; Viridiplantae; Streptophyta; Magnoliopsida; Myrtales; Myrtaceae. Gene Ontology annotation, molecular function: ubiquitin-protein transferase activity. Bases 961 to 2985 code for a protein of 674 amino acids. Gene Ontology annotation, biological process: protein ubiquitination. The record is from RefSeq and is a predicted model, not a curated record.
UGUAACCCUUCAAUGAGAAUUGAGAAGGUUGUCUGGAGGAAGUUUCCUCCACCCUUUGGAGGAAAACAUAGCCCUUAAAUUCUUGGACGAAGAUGUCGUCCUGUUCUUCAAUUUGUGAUCUAAGGGAACUCAUUCUGAAUAUCCCAUUUCCUUGUGGUGCAAAGGUCCGUAUGAAACCAAUUCAUGAAAUCUAAUCUAUGUAUUUGGUUCUUUCAUGAGGAAAGGCUGUUUUGUUAAAAGCACCAGCUAAUGGCACCAGAGAAGUGAAAGCGAAAUAACUGAUGACCUUUGAAGUUUGUAGAAUGCGUCAAACACCGAUUCACAUGAAAAAAAUUGAUAGCACUAUUGCUAUAAUAUUUGGUGGUUGUCAAAGUAGAGAUUCUUGAUGUCGAUGAAGCAGAGGCCUCAAUAUAGCAAUGGCGUGUCCUCCUGCUUCAGAAUCUUUGUUGCUGGUUAAUUAGCCAUUCUUUAAAUUUCUGUAGAAUUGCCAUAUUCUCUAUCCUUUUCUUCGGAAAUGUCAGAUUCUAGUUUGAGUGUUCGCUCCAUACUUUUGGAGGAAUGCAGCAUAUGUACUAAGAAUUAAUUUUUGCAUGUCAAACCUCUACUUUGAGAGGCAGGAAAAAAUAACAUUCAUGCUUUGCUGGUGCUUAUGUCCUUUAAAUCCUCUGUCCAUUGUUUUUGCACCGGUAACAUCUCAUGUCUGCUGCAUUUUCUGACUAAUGAUUGGUUGCAAUGAUGCUACGUAAUUGAUAUCUCAACAUAGUAUUUGAGUGUCUUGUGAUUGGGUCUUGUGUUGGAUUUGCAAAAAACACAUCAUAGUAAUCUUUUCUCGUCAAUACUUCUGCAUCUGCAGAUCAAGGAAAAGUCAGUCUCUUUCAAUGGGAAGUGGUAUCACUGUGGUGGCGGAGACACUCUCUAAUUCUUACUGUUUCAAGCUAAUGAUUGCAGGUCCAUUAUGAAAUGUGCACAGAGCUUAUGAAGUUGGUUGAUAAAGUAUCGAGUGUUAUUCCACAAAUAGAGGCAGCUCGUCCUCGCUCAUCUGGAAUGCUUGCACUUUCCUCUUUAAUUUGUGAAAUUGAUAAAGCCAAGCAACUCCUCCACCACUGCAGUGAAUCUAGCAAACUCUACCUGGUGGGUACCUAUGAGGUUGUUCAACUCCAAAGUGAUGAGGCACUAACCAGUGACGCAAUAGCCAGGAGAUGUCAAAGAUCAAGGGAGCUAUUGGAGCGUGGUUUAGACCUAGUUCGAAAUUCGGUUCCAGUCCUGUUGGCUAUCAAGAUAUGUCACAUAAUUGACGAGCUUAGAAAUGCAAAGUUUGUUUUGGAUUCUUCUGAAAUGGAGGCUGGAAAGGUUCUUCGACAAUCUUUAAGGCUACAUUUAUCCAUAGCUGGUCCGAUGGAGACAUUGGAUAUUGGAGCAAUUAAAUUUGCUGCUUCAAAGCUUCAUAUCAUGUCUCAAAGAGCUGUCGUAACGGAGAAAAGAUCAAUCAAGAAUCUUCUCAGCAAAGUUGGUGACAGAAACCCAGCGAAGAAAGAGAGGUUGAAAUCCUUAUUGUAUCUCCUGGAUAAGUACGGAAACUCCAUCGUGGCAGAGCCACAAGAGAAUGCUGUCGCUCAUGGUGAUAAAACAAAUGAAUUUCAAACCUCCACAUCCAGCAGUGAUGCUAAAGCUGAUGUUCUGAGGGACCCUGUCCCUCCUGGUGAAUUCAAUUGCCCCUUGUCUAAGAGAUUGAUGUACGAUCCCAUCGUCAUUGCUUCUGGAGUGACAUUCGAAAGGAUGUGGAUCCAGAGGUGGUUUGAUGAGGGUUACGAUACAUGUCCCAAAACAAAGGAGAAGCUGUCGCAUCAGUUGUUGGCACCAAACAGUUUCCUGAAGCACGAGAUAUCAAAAUGGUGUGUAGAAUAUGGAGUUAGAAAUAUAGACCCGAGCAUACGAGCAGAAACUGUUUGCUCAUUGGAAGCUUCUUCAACAUCCAUCGACAGCCUCGGCAGUCUUGCUCAUGGAUAUGUAGAUUCCAUCUACAAUCCUGACCCUUCGAGUGUUAAAGUUCCAGAUGACCUAAGUUCGACCUCUAUUCAGAGUGAUGAUGAUGAUCAAAGAUGUGGAACUUCUAUACCGAGGACCUUGAGAUCUUUGGCAUUACUGCCUAAACUCAAAGAGCUUCAAUGGAAGUCCCAAUGUGAGGUUGUCGAAGAUGUCAAAAACUAUUUGGAUCGCGAUGAUCAAGCUCUUGGGUCAGUGCCAUUUGAGAAUUUUCUUACGCUGCUUGUACAGUUUCUUGUAGAUGCCCACGACCAAGGUGACCUAAAAGCUCAAAGGACUGGGUCACAAUUCUUACUGACAUAUGUCAGCAAAAAUAGGUAUGAAGUGACAUGUAUCAAGAAAAGUGCCUUCUCUCUCUUGAUAUCAUUGCUCGAUUCAGAAGUAUCUGAACAAGUUCUUGCCACGCUAGAAGUCUUGUCCACUCAUGAAACCUGCAGACCCGAGAUUGCCGCAUCAGGUGUUCUUGCCCCCAUCUUCAAGAUCCUCGGCUCUCAGAACAGACUACUUCAGGAAUCUGCACUCAAGAUUCUGAGCAAUCUGUCGUAUGAUUGCUAUGUCUGUCAUCAUCUUAUACACUUAGGAUGCAUCCCGAAGAUGGUCCCUUUUCUUCAGACUUCCCCUUUUAUGACGCUUGCCCUGACGAUCCUGAAAAAUCUGUGCAAUAGCGAAGAGGCAAGCACUUCCAUUGUAGAGACUGAUGAAUGCAUUGCUUCCAUUGCUGAAUUUCUAGAUUCUGCCAGUAGUGAAGACCAAGAAUAUGCAGUGGCCAUUCUACACUCGGUAUGCCGCGACCAAGAUCUAUACUGUAAGUUGGUCCUGGAUGAAAGUUUCACAGUUUAUCCUGCUCUAAUCAACAUAAAGACGAACGGCAGCGACAAAGCAAAGGCGAGUGCUUCCGAGCUGCUAAGGCUCUUCCGAGAUAUCGAACGUGAUGGCUUGUGAUCCGUGGCAUUCUAUGCCUUCUGAAAGGAAGGUGUUGUCAUUUUAGAAGACAUAAUUUCUCGAGCGACCAAGGUGUAACUUAAAGGUGCACCCUGAGGACUCUGCUCUUUGACCGUGCAGUGGUAGAUAAUCUCCAUCAACAUAAGAUAGCAUAGAAUUUUCUCAACAAAAGAUUUCUCAUCCCGGCAAGAUUCCGCGUCACUAGGGAUGGAUUCUUCUGCAAAUUUUGCUUAGGCCAAGUUCUAACAGUAGCCUUUGUUUUUUCCUCUUUCUUCUCGGGUUUCGAGCCAUGUAGAUAGUGUCCAUGUAGAUAGGAACCGACAGUGUCUGUGCUUCAGUUUUCUCAAACCUGUACUCGGUGGCGUUUGUACAUCUUUGAAUUGUUAUUUGCCUUGAAUCUGAACGCAGUCAUUGGAUGCUGAACUUUGUCA